AUAGAUUGAUUUCAUUGAUAUGAAGCGAAAACACGAAUCCCCAGGUGCCGGCCCGCCGGUCAAACGGGUCAGAGAGGUUUCGGCGGCCGGUAACGGAGAACACACCCGGAGUUCCCCGAAAACAAAAUCUGUGUCCGUCUCUAACGAUUCAGGUUUAAGUAUGACUCCAAACGGUUCUAAAAGCAAUUCAUCCUUGAACUCCACAAUAUCUUCUCCAACUGUUGUCACAUCUAAAUCUAGUAAUGGGUCUGCAGUAAAAAAGUCCACUUCCAACAAUAAAAGUACUCCAACACCAACUCCCCAAAGCACCCCUGCUGGUAAAGAAACUUUAGCUCCCAAAAAGACACCUAUUACCAAGAGUACUCCAAUGUUGAAUAUUGAUCCUAAUUCUCCGGUCUUUAAAGGUAAUCAAACUUCCAAAGGCAAGGGGAUUCCUAUCUCUAAAAGUACUUCAGCCUCCAAAGGUGUGAAAGGGACUCCUAUCCCAACGAGCACCCCAGCUUCCAAAGGUUUGAAAGGGACUCCGUUCUCUAAAAGUACUCCAGCUACAAACGGCUUAAAAGUUACUCCUGCCUUUAAAGGUGCUACAUCUGCCAAAAACACUCCUGGAAUCAGAAUCACUCCCGGCUCUAAAAGUACUCCUGUUCCUAAAUCCAAACCGACUCCAAUGAAUCGAAAAUUAAGUCUGGGUGCCUCGAGUAUGCCUAGAAACUCGCUAAUCAAAGGGAUUCUUAAAGGUGAUAAUUCCUCACUUGAGACCCCUGGAUCCUCAACUAGAAAUGUCAGUUUCGGUCCCCACGAUAGUAUGAAAAUAACUGGUAUUCUGGAGAAGAUUAAAUCUAAGACUGAUACUCAGGCGGAACUAAAUGACCUCCUGGCGUACACAGUAAGAAACACCGGGAAAAGUUUAAUAAUGUGUCUUGAGGAAAUAACUCCAUACUUGAGAUAUAUGGACAAAAAUCAUUCCUCCUUGAUAGCUCAGAUAAUCAAAAUGCGAUGGGCAGACCAGUCUGAGGAUGUCGCUCACAGUUUCCAGAAGUUUUUGUUUUCUCUUCUCAGCUUUCAUCCGUUCUUUGCCAAAACUAUUCUCAGGACUGUUCUGCGCCUGUUCAUGCCGCAAACUUUAGACGACUCAACUAUUCCCAGUUCACCGCUGAUUAAUAAAAACGUUCAUUCGUUUCUCAAAAAAUAUUUGAAAAAGUUUGGACGUGAGAAAAGUGAAAUGAUGAAACAAGUUGUUGAACAUUUCCCAUACUUUAAACAUUCAGCGGAAAAACUGAUAUCUUAUCUACGUGGUGUGCUUGAGAUGUAUCGAUAUAUCUCUGAUACCAGGCAAGAUCUACUGGAGAUAGUUCUAGAGAAAGGAAUACAACUAGAUGCUGGAAUAUCAAGAGAGCAGAUAAAUGGAUAUGUGAAGAAGUAUCAGAAGAAAAAUAUGAAGGAGGAGGAGGACGAGGAGGACAGUGACUCAGAGGACAAGAAGGAAGAUCUCAAUGAGGAGGACAAGGAGAAAAUGGAGAUGGAUAAACGAUUGUGUGAAAACAUAGACGCGUAUAUGGAAGCGUUGAUGAUCUUCCUGAAGAGACAAACCUGUGUAGAGAAAAAUAAGGGAGAGAGUGGCGUGGAAGACGAAAAGGAGGGAGAGGAAGGCGUGGCAGACGAGAAGGAGGGAGAGAAAGGCGUGGCAGACGAUAAGGAGGGUACAGAGGGCGUCUUUGAAUAUGAUUAUUGUCCGGAGAAAAGUAAAGAAUUGGAGAAUAUUCUUCUAAAAAUCUUCCAAUCUCAUCUUCUCACAUCAGAUAGGAUCUGCCAUGCACAGUUCACCAUCUUCUUUCUAGCAAGCCGAAAUAUAAAGUUCGGGAAGGAAUUCUUAAAGACGUGUUGGGAUGUGUUCUGCAGCCCUAAUACUGCCAGCAUAAUAAGGCAAUCUGCGAUCUCCUAUCUUUCUGGGUUUGUGUGUCGGUCUAUGAAUGUGUCUGGGAAACUGACUAAAAAAUGGGUUUCGAAGAUAAUCGAAUGGAUCCACGAACGAAUGGGGGUUGCAUCUGCCCAUGAGUUGGAUUAUAUGGUUGUAAACCUAGGAGCGUAUGGACCACUCUUUUCUGCUUGUCAGGCUGUGUUCUACAUCAUUGCAUUCCGCUACGAGGAUCUUGUAGUCGAAGACGAUACCACCUUUCUGUCGUCCUUGAAAUUGACCAGCAUCAUCGCUCAUCCUCUCAACCCGCUCAGGGUAAUCACUCCGACCGUUCUAAAGGCGUUCUCUGCAGUUGUAAGUUUCUACCAGAUAGCCUACUGUAAAAGCAUCAUACACAGGAAUAAUAAAAUCACUCUUCCAAUGGUUGGUUUGUCCAGCUCUGGGUGUACUGCUCAGAGUAAAAAUCUGCUGUUGGAUAAAUAUUUCCCCUUUGAUCCAUACAAUCUACCCAAAUCCAGGGAUUAUAUAUCCCCAUACUAUAGACAAUAUAAGCCAUUGGAAGGAGUAGCAUAUGAAUCUGAAGAAUCUGAAGAGGAAGAAGAUGAAGACGAGGAGGAAGAUGAUGAUGGGGAGGACGAGGAUGAAAAGAUGAAUGAAUUGAGUAUGAUGUUGAACACUACACCUCGCCGAGAGCGAACAACAAGCCUUUCCUCAAACAAGAGAACACGAACAACAUCGUUUACAGAUGCUUUGGCAAGAGAGCUCAUGAAAGGAGUGUAGUAAGUGCGGGAAACCUAUUUUCAAGAGUUUUCUCUGUACAAUUAGCGUUAAAGUGAAAUUAACGUGACCUCUCAAUUUAAAAGUGCAAGGAGUUUUUUCCUGGACCAAAUUGCUCCAGAAAUUUUUCUUUGAAUUUUUCAGAUAAACAAGUUCAAUUAAAGUUCACUUAAAAUCACGUUUUUCAAAUCAAAUAUUAAAUUAGCAUUUUUGACCACUUAUUAAGAUCAGGUCAUCAAGAAAAAAA
Molecule: messenger RNA, 2939 nt
Organism: Eurytemora carolleeae
Lineage: Eukaryota; Metazoa; Arthropoda; Copepoda; Calanoida; Temoridae
Gene: Tif-IA
Product: RNA polymerase I-specific transcription initiation factor RRN3
Exons: 22
Coding region: 20-2695 (891 amino acids)
Biological process (GO): transcription initiation at RNA polymerase I promoter
Cellular component (GO): nucleus
Molecular function (GO): RNA polymerase I general transcription initiation factor activity; RNA polymerase I core binding
Source: RefSeq, a predicted model, not a curated record